Rangifer tarandus platyrhynchus (Svalbard reindeer) is the source of this 339-nucleotide messenger RNA. Lineage: Eukaryota; Metazoa; Chordata; Mammalia; Artiodactyla; Cervidae. The record is from the annotation of a GenBank genome assembly.
AUGUCCAGAAACCCACCCACUCUCCUCUCUGCCCCUGAUGGGGUGACUGGCAACCAGCUUGGGCACAGAUUUGCUUCAGUCUGCAAAAUGGACACAAAUCUGCCAUUCCAUUUCAUCUGCCCAUCAGACAGAUGGUUGAUUGAUCAUGCAGUGUGUACCCAGGAUGAGUGUAAGCAUUCUUCAUUGUCACCAACACUCAAUGUCACCCCUGAUUCCCAAGCAUGCGUCCUGUGCAGGCAAGUGGUGAAAGCUCCCCAUUUGUGCCCACAGGUGCCUAAGCCAGCACAUCACUACAUGUCACUUGUCAUUCUGAACACCCCUGCUGGGACCUCCCAAUAA